CUUGUUAACAAUUACGUAAGAAAUUAUGUCACUAGUAACUUGUCAAAAUUUUUGUUAACACGUCCAAACUCAUUUACCAAAAUUUCCCGUGAAUUUAAAUGCAAAAUGUUGUCCGUAAUUUCCAGAAGACUGAAACCUGCAGAUAAAACUCGCCUAGGUUUCUCAAGUGAUUCGUGUGGUGAUGAUAAAGAACCUAGUGCACCAGUCAUUUGCACAGAGAUACCGGGACCUAAUACCACAAAGCUUAUCAGAGAUCUUCAGCCUUUCCAGACUUUCAUUUUCGCAGACGACGUAACUGGAAUAUUGAUUGUAGAAUACAGAGGGAGUGAACGUGUUUGCGGACUAUGAAGCCUCGAUAGGUAACUUCUUGACUGAUGUGGAUGGAAAUGCAUUUCUAGAUUUAAACAUGCAAUCGGACACAAUGCCCCUAGGCUAUAACCAUCCUGAAGUCCUGCGGAUAUUUGAGGAUCCAAGGAAAAAAAAUAUCGUGAAUAGGCCAGUUUCUGGGGUAUACCCUGGAGAUUAUUGGGCAGAGAAGAUCAAGAAUAUUGUCAACAAAGUAUCUCCCAACUUGCCAAACGUUUGUACGAGUGACUGCGAUGCAAAAGCAAUCGAAAAUGGCUUCAAGGCUAUGAUGAUAGCCUUUCAACGUACCCAAAGAGGUCAAACAUCGAUAACUGAGGAAGAUCUGAAGUCAGCUAUUUUGAAUCAACCUCCUGGAACUCCUGAACUGACCAUCAUGUCUUUCAAGGUAAUCAAUACGAUGUCCCUUAAAACCUAUGCCGUACUGACGAAUCCCAAUGAGAAUCGAAUCGCGACGUAUACGGUUGAUCACAGAGAAGGCAGUACUGGGGAGGGGAAGCUUGGCUGGUUUCCACAUUUGGCCCUUCUUGCUACACACAAAAGAGAAUGAUCUUGACUCAAGAACAACUAUCUUCAAAUGAGGACCGUGACUUCGAACGCUGAACAUGGAACCACGCCUGGAGCAAUGUCAGCGUCCCACUCUAAUGCACUAUCCAAGGUGGACAUUCCAGCUUUUGACUGGCCAAUAGCUGAUUUUCCAAAGUACAAAUAUCCCUUGGAUCACUUUGAGUCGCUCAACAAAGGGCAGGAUGAAAGGUGUUUAGCCAUGGUUGAAGAUCUCGUGGAUCACUGCGAGAAAAGAAAUAUGCCUGUGGCAGGAAUCGCCGUAGAGCCUAUCCAGUCAGACUGCACUACGGAAGCAUCCGCAGACUUCUUCCAAGGCCUGCAACAAAUUACAAAUCGCAGAGGCAUCUACCUGAUGUUCGACGAAAGUCGUACGGGCUGUGGCGCUACUGGAAAAUUCUGGUGCCACGAAAAUUUCUGCCUCCCAAACCGUGUUGAUGCGGUCGUUUUUGGCGAGAAGUGCCAGCUGGCCGGGUUUUUCCAUUCCUUAGAACUCAGUCCUCAAGAACGUGAUCGGAUAUACGAACCAUGGAUGGGAGACCCAGUGAAACUAUACAUCUUGGAGGCAAUCAUUAGCCUCAUAGAAAGAUUUAAUUUGAUGAAACAGGUCCAGAAAACUGGAGAUUACCUCAAGAACGGACUAAUGGAUAUGGAAGUAUCAUACUACGAUCUUAUACACAGCACAAGAGGAAUGGGAACCAUUCUUGCCUUCGAUGCGCAAUGCCCUGCACUCAGAGACAAUAUUGUAUGUCAUUUGAGAAAGAAAGGUGUCAUACUCGGCCAAUGCGGCAGUCAAGGCAUAUCUCUAAGGCCAUCUCUAACUUUCACCAAACGACACGCAGAUAUAUUUUUGCAAAAACUGGAAGAAGUUAUCAAGGAAACCGAAUUGAAGAAACCUAAAAACGACAAGGUUGAAGAUAUAAUCGCUAAAUAUGGUCCUCCACCGAAACCUUUCAGUCGACCAAGGGUACAUCCUUGUGAACAAGCUGCAUCGCAGAAGGAAAUGAAGAUCGAAAAAAAGAAGAAGUUACCUUGUGAGGAUGAAACAGGUAAGUCUCAAAGCAAACAGAAAAAAGACGACGAGGAUCAGCCGGUUGAGAAUAAGACACCUGUCAAGAAAGAAAGUACGAAAAGUUUGAAAGAAGAUAAGAAAAGGGCUAAGAUUUGUAAGAGAUGUAGUCCUUCUAAAACCACUAAAUCAAAACCGAAACAACAGAUGAAGAAUGUCUGUAAGCCUACUACCAGGAUGAAGAAAAGUAAGAAGAAAUCAAAACGUGAAAGAGGAACAGCCAACCAGAAGAAAAAAUGACUUAUAUUUUAGUAAUAUAUCUGACGAGUGCAAUGUCCACUAUUGUAUGAGUUAUAGUAAUAAAUGAGUCAACGAGAAAUUGAAA
This is a messenger RNA of Acanthoscelides obtectus, 2321 nucleotides long. Lineage: Eukaryota; Metazoa; Arthropoda; Insecta; Coleoptera; Chrysomelidae. The record is from the annotation of a GenBank genome assembly.